Equus quagga is the source of this 5991-nucleotide messenger RNA. It is a transcript of the gene TM9SF3, whose product is annotated as transmembrane 9 superfamily member 3. Lineage: Eukaryota; Metazoa; Chordata; Mammalia; Perissodactyla; Equidae. The record is from RefSeq and is a predicted model, not a curated record. The transcript has 15 exons. Gene Ontology annotation, cellular component: membrane. Gene Ontology annotation, biological process: protein localization to membrane. Bases 168 to 1934 code for a protein of 588 amino acids.
GGCGGGGGAGGCUCGGGAGCGGGCGGUGACGGCGGCGGCGCCGAGGAGCCAGCGGCUGGGCCCGGGCCCCGCGCGUCUGUCCGCGCCCCGUGGAUGCGAAUCGGCCGCGGCGGCGGCGGCGGAGGCGGAGUCGGUGGGCCGGCGCCGGGCCGGUGGGAGCGCGGAGGAUGAGGCCGCGGCCGGGCGCUCCCGGCGUGGCGGCGGCCGCCGCGCUGUUGCUGCUGCUGCUGCUGCCCCGGGCCCGGGCGGACGAGCACGAGCACACGUAUCAAGAUAAAGAGGAAGUUGUCUUAUGGAUGAAUACUGUUGGGCCCUACCAUAAUCGCCAAGAGACAUAUAAAUACUUUUCACUUCCAUUCUGUGUGGGGUCAAAAAAAAGUAUCAGUCAUUACCAUGAAACUCUGGGAGAAGCACUUCAAGGAGUUGAAUUGGAAUUUAGUGGUCUGGAUAUUAAAUUCAAAGAUGAUGUGAUGCCAGCCACUUACUGCGAAAUUGACUUAGAUAAAGAAAAGAGAGAUGCAUUUGUGUAUGCUAUCAAAAAUCACUACUGGUACCAGAUGUACAUAGAUGACUUACCAAUAUGGGGUAUUGUUGGUGAAGCAGAUGAAAAUGGAGAAGAUUACUAUCUGUGGACCUACAAAAAACUUGAAAUAGGUUUUAAUGGAAAUCGAAUUGUUGAUGUUAAUCUAACUAGUGAAGGAAAGGUGAAACUAGUUCCCAAUACUAAAAUCCAGAUGUCAUAUUCAGUAAAAUGGAAAAAGUCAGAUGUAAAAUUUGAAGAUCGAUUUGACAAAUACCUUGAUCCGUCCUUUUUUCAACACAGGAUUCAUUGGUUUUCAAUUUUCAACUCCUUCAUGAUGGUUAUCUUCUUGGUGGGCUUAGUUUCAAUGAUUUUAAUGAGAACUUUAAGAAAGGAUUAUGCCCGAUAUAGUAAAGAAGAAGAAAUGGACGACAUGGAUAGAGACCUAGGAGAUGAGUAUGGCUGGAAGCAGGUGCAUGGAGAUGUAUUUAGACCGUCAAGUCACCCGCUGAUAUUUUCCUCUCUCAUUGGUUCUGGAUGUCAAAUAUUUGCUGUGUCUCUCAUUGUUAUUAUUGUUGCAAUGAUAGAAGAUUUAUAUACAGAGAGGGGAUCGAUGCUCAGUACAGCCAUAUUUGUCUAUGCUGCUACGUCUCCAGUGAAUGGCUAUUUUGGAGGAAGUCUGUAUGCUAGACAAGGAGGAAGGAGAUGGAUAAAGCAGAUGUUUAUUGGGGCAUUCCUUAUCCCUGCUAUGGUGUGUGGCACUGCCUUCUUCAUCAAUUUUAUAGCCAUUUAUUACCAUGCUUCAAGAGCCAUUCCUUUUGGAACAAUGGUGGCCGUUUGUUGCAUCUGUUUUUUUGUCAUUCUUCCUCUAAAUUUAGUUGGUACGAUACUUGGCCGAAAUCUGUCAGGUCAGCCCAACUUUCCUUGUCGUGUCAAUGCUGUGCCUCGUCCUAUACCGGAGAAAAAAUGGUUCAUGGAGCCUGCAGUUAUUGUUUGCCUGGGAGGAAUUUUACCUUUUGGCUCAAUCUUUAUUGAAAUGUAUUUCAUCUUCACCUCUUUCUGGGCAUAUAAGAUCUAUUACGUCUAUGGCUUCAUGAUGCUGGUGCUGGUCAUCCUGUGCAUCGUGACUGUCUGUGUGACCAUCGUGUGCACAUACUUUCUACUAAAUGCAGAGGAUUAUAGGUGGCAAUGGACAAGUUUUCUCUCUGCUGCAUCAACUGCAAUCUAUGUUUACAUGUAUUCCUUUUACUACUAUUUUUUCAAAACAAAGAUGUAUGGCUUAUUUCAGACAUCAUUUUACUUUGGAUAUAUGGCGGUAUUUAGCACAGCCUUGGGGAUAAUGUGUGGAGCAAUUGGUUACAUGGGAACAAGUGCCUUUGUCCGAAAAAUCUAUACUAAUGUGAAAAUUGACUAGAGACCCAAGAAAACCUGGAACUUCGGAUCAACUUCUCUUUCAUAGGGGUGGAACUUGCACAUCAAACAAAGCGCAAGAAGAGAUUUGGGCUUUAACACUGGGUACUUUGUGGGUCUCUCUUUCGUGGAUGACUUAGAGUAACAUCUGUUUCCAUUGAUCCUAGGUUCUUACUGACUGCUUUCUCCAACUGUUCACAGCAAAUGCUUGGAUUUUAUGCAGUAGGCAUUACUACAGUACAUGGCUAAUCUUCCCAAAAACUAGCUCAUUAAAGAUGAAAUAGACCAGCUCUCUUCAGUGAAGAGGACGAAUAGUUUAUUUAAAGCAUUUGUUCUAAUAAAAUAAAUAGAGGGAAACUUGGAUGCUAAAAUUACAUGAAUAGAAAUCUUCCUGGCACUUAGUGUUUCUACGUUAUUGAAAAAUGAUGUUCCAGAAAGAUUACAUUUUUCUCUUAUUUUUACUGCCAUCAUCACCUAUUGUGGGACAUUUUUAUAUAUUGAAUCUGGGUUCUUUUUUGACCUUUUUUUUUUUUUUUUUCAAUUCAACUGCAUCCUUUUUUUAAAAGAGAGAAUUAAAAAAUAUUAAAUCCUGCAUGUAAUAUAUCUGCUGUCAUCUUAGUUGGACCAACUUCCCAUUUAUUUAUCUUAAAACUAUCCAGUUACAUCUUAAUUCCAUCCAAAGAAGAUACAGUCUGAAGAUAGAGGUGUACUCUCUACAAUGCAAUUUACUGUACAGUUAGAAAGCAAAGUGUUAAAUGGAGAAGAUAUUUGUUUUUAUUAAACAUUUUGAGAUUUAGAUAAACUACAUUUUAACUGAAUGUCUAAAGUGAUUAUCUCUCCCCCCCACCAAGUUAGUCUUACAUCUUUUUUGGGUUUGAAUGAAGGUUUUACAUAAGAAAUUAUUAAAAACAAGGGGGGCAGAUAAUAAAUGUAUAUACCAUUAAAUAAUGUAACGUAGGUGUAGAUUCCCAAAUGCAUUUGGAUGUACAGAUCGACUACGGAGUACUUUUUUCUGAUGAUGAUUGGUGUAGAAAUGUGUGAAUUGGGGUGGCUUUUUACACCUUGCCUACCACUGCAUGAAACUCGGGGGUUUCUUCAAAAUGUGUGUGUCAUACUUCUUUUGGGAGGGGGGAUUCUUUUCUUUUGUUUCUUUUCUGAGACUCCUACAGGAGCUAAAUUUGUAAUUUAGAAACAUUUAAUUUUGUUAAUCCUGUGUGGGGCACUUAAGUAACAUCUAGAGCAUUACUGCUUUAGAAUGUCAAAAUAAAAUUUCCUGACCAAAUUGUUUUGUGAAAAUAGGUGUGUUUGCAAUUUGAAGAUAUCUUUUCAAAGGGCAAUAUUACUGAAAUACAAUUUUUUUAAUAUGCUAUAAACUCUGCUUUUCUAAUACAUGGACCCACACUUUAAAAUCCCCAAACUUGCUUACAUCUAGAUUAUCCAGUACAGUCACAGAGGGAAUGACAAGCCCUUUGAAUGAGCUUGUGGCACCAAAUCUGUUCAGGUUAGUGUACCGUGUAAAGUGGGGAUGGGGUAAGGAUGAGCAAAUAAAGGUUACAAUUUUCUAAGGAAGUGAUUUUAAUUUUGGAUACAUCUUUCUGGAACCGUCCAUAAUGUGAAGUUUUCCUAGAACUGUUGAGUUUCUAAGUUAAUAGUUUGCUAUGCAAAUAACCACCUAAAACAAUACUGUCUAUUUUUAGAAAGACUCCAAACAGCUGUGUUUAAACCUUAAUGUAAAACUCAUGCCAUUCAUAGUUAUAUAAGAUGUUUUCAUUACAAAAUAUGUUUAUAUAAAUUAAUAGAUUCUGCAUCCUAUGAUGUGGCAUGUAAGAACUAUAAAGAGUGAAAAGUUUGAUUUCUUACCACUUAAGUAUGGCUGACAUGAACAAACAAAUUUGAUCAGAAGCUGUAGGUAAAUUUUCUUCUUCAAGCCAAAAUGUCAUAUUAAAUGUUAUCUACUGGGUCUUCCAUUUUCUCUUCCUUCUCACCUGCCUUUAAGAUCUAAUAAGAAAGGAAGCUAAAAGUCAAUAUUUAGUGGCUUAUGUAAGGUACCUUUUUAAUUAUAACAAUAUAUAGUCUAUCUGAUGGAGCAUAAAUUGGACAGCAAGCCUUUGUCUAAUAAAAUGAAAUUUGUUUCUCAUGUAUGUUGCAGGUAGGAUGUAGAGUUUCUAAAGAAUGAGUGGUUUAGCUGCUUUCAGGUACACCAGUUCUUUUUACUAAUUGAGCUCUACUUGAAGUCCUUUGGAAUCUUCAGUGAAAAAUAAUUUUCUAAUUUCCAGAUACACUGAAGAGCUCCAUUAAAAUGAAUAUAAAUCACCUUGAAAAGUCCUUUAGAAAAUAUGUAUUGGUUUAUGGCUUCACAGAGGGGCUGGAUGUGUGUGUGUCUUGAAGAAGAUGUAAUCCACAAGUAGUUUAGCUCCCCAGCUCUCGGUUGUAGAGUAAUAAAAUAGAAUAUUAUGUAAGUUAAUUAAAGGGUGAGGUUUUUCCACUCCAUUUAUGCUGUAUAUCUAUCUUUCAUUUGUUAACAUUAUUUGCUCAACUUAUCAACUGAUGCUUUGAACACUAUCAAAAACUAAGGAUAAACUUUCCCCUUGUAUCUAUAAGCAUGCUUCUCCUGAAAUUUAGCUACACUAGUAAUUGACAUCAUUAUACAUAUAUCCUAGUACAAGAGUGGGAUCAGGUGGAAAUGUGAUAGCUGGAGGGAUGGAUGGUAAAGCAUUCUUUAGUUUAUCAUGUUGUGCUCCAAGAUUGUACAGAAUUUGCCCAGAAAUCAAGCCCCAUACUCUUAGAAUUCAUUAUAUUGUGGUGAUAUCUGAACCUAGUAAAUGGUAUGCUUGGAUGUUUUUCAUUGAGAGUGGAUGGGCCUCUUUAUAAAGGUGGUUGCUGCAAAUUCCAGUUCUUUCAAAAGCCACUUUAUUUAGAGUUUAUCCACUAAUUGUACUCAUUUUGAUAAAACUUAUCUCUUAAGUGUUUACUAACCACCUUAUGCCAAAUGUCUUGCACCUAUUAAGAUUUCCUGAAUUUUUACAAAUGUAAAAAAGAAAAAAUGUAUUAAUGUAAUUUGUUCAGGAAAAGCUACAUACCUAAGGGCUUCUGUAUAUGAAUUCUGGGAAAGAAAAACCUAUUUGUAAUCCAUACACUGCAGUUCCAUCUGAGUUUUAAGUUUAGAUUUUAGCGUGUCUUAGUGCUUCAUUCUGUUGAUUUAUCAGAACACAUAAUGGGAGUAGUGGCGUAUGAAAACAGAAGUAUUCAUUAAUGUGUCAUAUCUUCAUAAAAAUUCCAUAGUUAUGAAGCUAUAUUUUAGCAAUCAAGAAGUUAAAGAGAUCAGAGAAGUGAAAAUCUAUAAAGAUUGUUUGGAAGUGUAUACAGAAAUACACUAGACUAGAUUUCGAGGUAGGGUAGAUCAGAAAGUUAACACAUAGCUGCAGAAAUUUUGUAAGAUUUAAAUUCUAUAUGAGGAAUAAUAACUAGUUCUCUCAUGAGCAUUUUGUAAAAGCCAUCUGAUUUGACAUUCUCCUUGGAGCUGUAGGCAGAAUUGUUCAAAGACAAAAGUAAAAAUUAUUUCACUGUAUUAGGAAAUGAAAAUAAAGAAACUGUUGUGAAGGCUGCUUACAUUGAAGUACUGAUGAGCUAGGCUUGCUAAUAAUUGACUGAUAAAGCAGCAUUUGGUCUGUUUACCCUGGUUCCUCAGGUUAGGUCAUUUGAAAGUCAUAAACUUGUAAGUAAGGGCUUAAGGCAAGAAAGAAAUAACAUGGAAUUCUAUUUGAAGGACCACAGAGUAUACUUGGAAAAGCAGUCCCGCUUGGGCUUUUCAACUGGGUCAGAUUUGAAUCUGUAAAUCCCUGCAGAGCACGGACAGUCGGUGACAGAGUUGGAAGGAGACACUUAGUGCUCAGUGAUUACUUCCGUUUUGUACACACCCUUGGUUUGUGGAGGCCAUAUUCCAACUGGCUUUUUAGUAAUAGAAAUCCACUAUAUAAUGUAUCAAAUUCAUUGAGGUUCUAAUCUAGUCUGUUAAUCUAACUGAAGUUGGAUUUUUUAAAAGUAAUAAAAAGUUAAAUGUC